Molecule: messenger RNA, 1599 nt
Organism: Ascochyta rabiei
Lineage: Eukaryota; Fungi; Ascomycota; Dothideomycetes; Pleosporales; Didymellaceae
Product: Kynureninase
Exons: 2
Coding region: 1-1599 (532 amino acids)
Biological process (GO): NAD+ biosynthetic process
Cellular component (GO): cytoplasm
Molecular function (GO): kynureninase activity; pyridoxal phosphate binding
Source: RefSeq, a predicted model, not a curated record
AUGACUAUGCCAGGGUCCAAGAAUCCUUAUCAGUCGAUAGCCGACGCGGAGCUAUGCUCCGAGGAGUUUGCAGAGAAAGAGGACAGGAGAGAUGAUUUGAGCAGGCUCAGGCAAGAGUUUGUCAUUCCCUCAAAAGGCGAUCUCAAGAGCAAGCAGUAUGGGUUCCAGCAAAAAAAAGCAGAAGCAGAAGCAGAAGCAGAAGCAGAAGCAGAAGCAGAAGCAGAAGCAGCAACACAGAACGACGACAACGAGGAUUCGAUCUACUUCUGUGGCAACUCACUCGGUCUGCAACCCCGGAAGACAAAAGACUACGUGAACAGGUAUCUGGACACCUGGGCCUCAAAAGCUGUCUUUGGCCACUUUACAGACUAUGAGGGAGGCUUGCCACCAUGGCUUCACCUGGACGAUGCAACUAAGCAGCAAUCAGCUAAGAUUGUUGGCGCACUGCCGAGCGAGGUCGUGGUCAUGGAGACGUUGACGGCGAAUCUGCAUCUUCUCAUGUCAAGCUUCUACCGACCAACUGCAGACCGGUGGAAGAUCAUCAUCGAGGGCAAGGCGUUCCCAAGCGACCAUUAUGCUGCACUCUCUCAAAUCGCCCAUCACAAUCUCGAUCCGUCCGCCCUCAUCACCAUCGAGCCACCCUCGGCCGCCUCGCCCUACCUUUCAACCGAGCAUAUUCUGUCUGUGAUUUCGAAACAUGCUGCCACAACCGCCCUCAUCCUGCUGCCAGGCAUACAAUUCUACUCGGGCCAGUUCCUCGACAUCGAGCUCAUAACCCGCCACUGCCACUCCAACGGCAUCCUCAUCGGCUGGGACCUCGCCCACGCCGUUGGCAACGUGCCCGUGAAGCUUCAUGACUGGAACGUCGACUUUGCAGCAUGGUGCAACUACAAAUACAUGAACGGCGGUCCAGGCGUGAUUGGCGGUCUUUUCGUUCAUGAGCAGCACGGUAGAGUCGAGGAACGUACUAUAGCCAAGUCAGAUUUUACAGAUGGUACCAAAAGGAAAUUAAACAGUAACAACAGCGCACCAAAGCAACAAAACGACAGCCAGCUGUCCUAUCGCCCUCGUCUAAGUGGCUGGUGGGGUAGCGACAAAAGUUCCCGCUUCGCCAUGGAAAACAAAUUCGUCCCCAUCCCCGGCGCCAGCGGCUUCCAGCUCAGCAACCCGUCAGCCUUGGACAUGACAUCCGUGCUUGCAUCGCUCGAUGUCUUCUCUCUGACCACCAUGGACGCUCUGCGCGAGCGCAGCGUACGAUUGACUGGCUACCUGGAAGCGCGACUCCUGCGGUACGACGGCGGAAAGCCACCGUAUACCAUCAUCACGCCAUCAAACCCCGCCGAGCGUGGCGCGCAGCUCAGCGUGCUCCUCAACCCGGGACUGCUUGACAGCGUGCAAGCUUAUAUCGAGGAGCGUGGUGUCGUGGUCGAUGAGCGGAAACCAGAUGUCCUAAGGAUUGCGCCUGCGCCUCUUUACAACAAUUUCCACGACAUUCACCGCUUCAUCACAGUGUUCCACGAGGCUUGUCGCAGAGCUGUUGCCGGGAAGAUUCAGUCGCGCGGCGAGAGCGGCGUGCCCGAGGCGAUUGCUGCAACGUAA